Messenger RNA from Dermacentor silvarum, 3155 nucleotides. Its product is annotated as tax1-binding protein 3 homolog. The record is from RefSeq and is a predicted model, not a curated record. Gene Ontology annotation, molecular function: protein binding. NCBI's taxonomy places the organism in Eukaryota, Metazoa, Arthropoda, Arachnida, Ixodida, Ixodidae. The transcript is spliced from 4 exons. The coding region runs from base 141 to 503 and encodes 120 amino acids.
UACAUCCGUACGUGCUUCUGUCAGAGCAAUGGUCGGAGGCUCUUCCGCCCCUUCCAAUUGAUUCGGGAUCCGUGAAAUCUAAACAUUUCGUGCCUUGCUUUUAGACGCCUCAGUUUUGACGGAGUGGAGACUCCAGGGCGAUGGCCUUUCAGCACCAGCCCGGUACAGCAAUGCAGUGCUUGAGCAUCCCGAUAAAGCUUGCAAAGGAGGUUGGCAUCGACUCCGAAGGCAGGGAAGUGAUGAAAUGUGGAUUCAAGAUUGGAGGUGGCAUCGAUCAGGACUUCACGCGUAGCCCGCAAGGAUACACCGAUAACGGCAUCUACGUUACCGAGGUUUACGAGAGCAGCCCUGCAGCCAAGUGUGGCCUCAAAGUGCACGACAAGAUCCUGCAGGUGAACGGCUACGACUUCACUAUGGUGACACACAAGAAGGCUGUCGAGUACAUCAAGAAACACCCUGUGCUCAACAUGCUGAUAGCGAGAAAGGGAGUUACUCAUUCCUGAAGAAUCUUGUGGGACAACUGUUGAGCACUCCCAAAUCCUGACGUUGAGUUCUGAAACAGUACUCUCCAGUUUCUUAGCUGAUACAUCACAUUUUCAUUGCUUGUCAUUUUGUCAGUGUUCAUUUUGUGUUCUUGUAUCGUGAUACUGUACUUCAUUUUAGGCUAGUAGCAUACUGUUGGUCACACCAGUGUCUACGUCUUGGCCACUCCUUGGCUUUGCUAUACUUUGUUCACUUUGCCUGGUGUUUUAGUUUCAUCAACUGACACAGUGUUUAAUAGUGCAGCUGAUACUAUUUGUAGGACUUUGGCCUACUUUCAGGGAUCAUGUUUGCACAAGGAAGGCAGAAUUAAUCAGUUUUUAUGCGCUGUUACACAUUACAAGGAAUUGUGGGUGCACAUUUGGCACCUCACAUGGUGCUGCCCUCUCAAGUGCACCUGGUUACUUAAAUAUAUGCUAAUGCUUCCCAGCUCUGUGAUGUCAUUUUUUUGUUUUUGCAGUUCUAUUGUACACAUUUCAAGGCUGCGCUUGUGCAGCUCUAGGCAAAACAAAGUACAUCACGGGAAACUUUGCAGUUCAUCAGUCUUGGCACCAGUCUAGCUGCUGUUUCAAGACGUUUGGUAAUAGCAGUCUUAUAGUACCUUUUCUUCUUUUUGCUUGCUUUCUGCCGUGACCUGUGAAAUCAAAACAUUGACGAGCACAAGCUGCAGUGGCUGUGGCUUCGAUUCCUGGCUGCCGCAUUCCAACGGAGGUGAUAUGCAGAAGCGUUUAUGUAGCUUGUUUCGGGUGCUCAUGAAAGAACGUCAAGAGGUCAAAAUUGAUAUAGAGCACUGCGCUACAUCUCAUAUAGCCCCUCCGUUGCUUUGGGAUAAUAUAUCCCAACAAUCAAACCAUAAAUUGUUGUGUGAGAUUCCAUGACAUAAAUUUUGCUGCCUAAUGCAAAUUCCAGCCAAGGGUACAUGAUAUAACCAGCUAUCUAUGCGCCCGGCAUAGUUAGUAAAUUUUGGGAAGCUGUUUUUUUACAAACCACCCAUACUUCCAGAUGAAAUGUAUAAUAGCCCCAUUGCCGUGAAAAAUGUAUUGCAGUACUGUCACUUGUUAUCAAGACUUCACAAUGCGCAAUGCACAUGCUUGCUCUUUGCACUGUUGACGUCAGAACUGCUUUUUUCAUAGGACAAUUGUUCAUAGUCCUCGCGAUAUUUCAUCAAUGGAACAGCUUCACACCGCUACCUCUUAAUGGUUCAGAUGAGAGAGUAGAGUGAUGCUUAGAGGUCGAAGUCCCGAUCAAGCUCAAAAUAUUUCAAUCCAGUUGUUGAGCUUCAAGGAAGUUAUGUAGCUGUAGCCAUCUCGCUGCAUACUGAUUCACGUCGAUCAUUUCUUUUCUGUGCUGUCACCGAGAUGCUAGGGAUGGUAUCCUCGGACAAUCACUUUUGGGGGUACUUCGACUUCCUCGAGAUUUUGUGCGACUAGCACCAGAUGUGUCGGCCUCUGCAGGCGACAGUGGCCCUGGCACUUAACUAAGACAACCUGCUUGGCUCUGUGCCACGGAUGCUGUCACUCGUAGACACCAUUUAGUCUAUUGCUAUUCACGCCAGUGAAAGUAUCCCCAAAAGCUAUUGUCUCAGAAUACUGCCCCAAGAUGUAGAAUGAGAUGUGCUGGUUGCUUCCAUGCAUAAUGCUGCAGCACCUGUGCUGCAUUUCAAGUUCUGUGCUGUAGAAAAAAAGAAAAAAAAAAGUGGGAAUGCUGUUUUGGCUGUCUGCAUUUUCUCAAGGAUUUCCAAUGACUGCCUUUGUGACAGCCCUCGGUCGUCAAGGUAUCUAAUGCACUGCCCAUAUGAUCGCCGAUUUGUCUACCGUAUACAUACAUUCUAAAGAAGUUCUGCACUUUAUAUAGUUGUACAAAAAUGGUAAUUACAGUUGGGUUAAUUUCCAGUCAAGAAUAUCUUGUGUAUGAAAUAUUCCAUAUAUGUGUUUGAAAGCAAAUGAGCUUCAAUACCAUAAUUACUGUUGUGGGACAAUGUGUACUUGAAUGUGAAACUUUCUAAAACUGUUAAAGCGUACCUUAUAGCAGCAUAGCAAAUGCCCAAAUGCAAUUUUUGUUGCCUUGGAUUAUGUUUAAGUAGGCAUGGUUGAAAUGGCAGCUUUAUGUCAACACUGCUUUUAACAAGUGAUGAAGUGUUCACCUGUUGCUUAUUGGUGUGCUGGCAUCAGCUGCAACUUUGUUGUGUUGCGUGUUUAGUGGGUUACAUGUAGAGCCACCAAAGUUUUAAUAUAUAGACAUAUAUUAUAUAAAGAUUGCAUAUUGUAUACAUUAUAUAGCCCUGUUAGUCAGUCUGUGUUGGUUGUUGUGUUGUAUUGUGAAAAUACUUCGGGUUUCUAUUAAUAUUUUUUUAAGCUUUUGGACAUUAUGAGCAACAUUUGCACUGAGUGCAUAUUUACAUUCCAGUUAUAAUACACUACCAGAAUUAUGGUGGUAACUAAACAUCAUGCUCCUAGUUUUUUUUUUUUUUUUUUUCAACAACAUUUUUCAAUUCGCUGUGGAAACUGUUCUCCAUUUUAUGUGAUCGCAUUCAAACUUUCUUUUCAGGACAUUCUUUUAGAUGGCCCUGAGAAAUUACUGUUUUCGAAGGAAAUAAAACUUGGUUGUUUGACUGA